AUGCUCACCAUAAGUGUUGAUCCAUCUAAACUUAAUCUAACUCUAUCUAACUCCAAAAAACGGAGUGUAUUUGAAUGUGGUAUUACUUGUGCAUCGCUUAGUGGUUCGUGUCCUGCUUGUUUGAUUGAAGAGUUUCACUCAUAUUUUCGUAACGAAUUGUGUACUCCCGAUAGUUUUAUGACAGUUAGUUUUGCUACUCAAACUGUUUCUUCCGGCGGUGUUAUCUUGAGUGGUGUGAGGGCUAUAGGUAAAUGUGUACCUGUUUCUAAUUACUAUUUUGGUAUAAUGUCUAGUCUGGAUUCUAUUUUGGGAAUUAGAGGUAUAUAUAAUAAGGUUGAUUGUGUACAACAGAAGCUAUUACGAUCAAAUGGGCCAAAACCGUUAGUUGAUAAAUGCCUUAGACCGUUACUAUCGUAUCGUGGUGCUAUGGUUGCACUUGCGGGUGCUGAUGUUGGGCAUAGUGUCGGUUCACUGUUUCCAUUUGUUGGUUGUGCAUUAAUUCCCAACAAUAUUAUAAUUUCCGAAGGUGAAAUGAUUUCUACUAAAAUUUUUCUCGAUGAAUGGCACAGAAAGAACUGUGUUGCCUUGUUACCGAACCUUUGUGAAUGUGCUUGA
Macrosiphum euphorbiae (potato aphid) is the source of this 615-nucleotide messenger RNA. Lineage: Eukaryota; Metazoa; Arthropoda; Insecta; Hemiptera; Aphididae. The record is from the annotation of a GenBank genome assembly.